Molecule: messenger RNA, 5103 nt
Organism: Glarea lozoyensis ATCC 20868
Lineage: Eukaryota; Fungi; Ascomycota; Leotiomycetes; Helotiales; Helotiaceae
Product: FYVE/PHD zinc finger
Exons: 5
Coding region: 1-5103 (1700 amino acids)
Biological process (GO): histone catabolic process
Cellular component (GO): Lid2 complex
Molecular function (GO): chromatin binding; ubiquitin-protein transferase activity
Source: RefSeq, a predicted model, not a curated record
AUGACGAAAGCCUCUUCGCGCCGUUCGAGCGCGACAGCGUCACCGGCCGGAUCAAAUAUCGCAGAGGAUGGGCAACAUGGUGACGCCUCAAAGGUUGCAUCGGCGGACAGCAAGCAAGCAGACAACCCCCCGUCGACGGCGCUUUCGAACGGAACAGACUCUAUUGCGACAACAGUAUCGGCCAAAGACCUGGAUGCGAGCAUCGCAGAAUCACAACCAGCAGGGUCGGAGCCCAUGACAGCGUCGAACUCGAAUACCUCGAUGCGAAACCCCAAAAACUCCGGGGGAGCGGCCACAAGUGCUGGGGCAGCGACAUACGGUACGCGGUCAACGCGCACAAGAACUGGCACCUCACGACCAAAUUACGCAGAAGAUAGUGCAUUGGACGCAGAAUUCGAAAUCGCGCCAAAUCCCAAAGAAAAGACGGGUCGGAAAGCAGCCCAUGCCGCUGAGCCCCCUUCUUCCAGUGCAUCAGACACCGGUAAAUCAGGAGCGAACAGUCCAAAGGUACGCGGUUUAGAUUUAGAACAGAACAAUGCAGCGCAAGUUGCCGCCAAUCUUUCUAUCCCGGGCACUUCGACCUUCUCCUCGGCUCCAACGGCGAAUGUUCCACCAUCGAAGAAAAGAAAAGCGAACAAUCAGAACAAUGGGACAAAUCAGAACGGGUCUGGUCAAAUUCCCAAUGGCAAUCGCAAGUCCGGUGCAGGCUUUCAAAUCGCAGCGGGCUUUCGAGAAACGAACAUGUUGACUUUUGACAACUCUGGGGGUUUUGUAAAGGGCGGGAAGCUGGUGGCAGACGAUGGGACUGUCCUUGCUCUUAAUGAUCAUGUAUACACAAUAUGUGAGCCUCCUGGAGAGCCAUAUUAUAUUGGUCGCAUCAUGGCGUGGAUUCAUGUGAACAAUGACCCCACACAACCACUAGAAGCUCUGCGACUCAAUUGGUACUAUAGACCAAAAGAUAUCGGUCGUAAAGUCAAUGAUACUCGUCAGGUCUUCGCCUCGAUGCAUACCGACGUAAAUCCAUUAACAGCAAUCCGAGGGAAAUGUGAGAUCAAGCAUAAGAGUCAAAUCGAGAACAUGGACGCUUUUCGAGCAUCCAAAGACAGCUUUUACUUCGAAAAGCUAUAUGAUCGCUACAUUCAUCGAUACUACGAAGUUGUUCCUACAAAGGCAGUCAUCAACCUUCCUGAAAAUGUGAAAAAGGUGCUCAACGAGCGUUGGGUUUACAUUUUGGCCGAAACAAAUCGCGCCAAGGAGUACACGACAGCCUCAAAAUCUUGUAAGCGCUGUAAGAGAUAUUGUGCGAGCAACGAGGGUGUGGAUUGCGCGAUUUGUCGGAAUACUUACCAUAUGAGUUGUGUGAGUCCGCCGCUGCUGAAGAAACCCACUCGCGGCUUCGCUUGGGCCUGUGGUCCUUGCAGUAAAGCGCAAGCCAAGAAGUUAGAAGCACGAAACACCCCGACAACAUCAAGUCAGAUAGCCGAUGGCGAGGACGAAGAAAUGAAUGAUGAGGAUGAAGAUUCACCUGCUGCAACCGAGGAGCCCAAUGAAACUGGCCAAACUACCCCUACCGCGGCCAAUGGCUCGAAUACGCCUAUCGAUAUAGGGAAAACGGGACUCACUUCAGAAAAUCGUGGCUUUCUAUGGAGAUAUUUGGGAAUUCAUUGCAAUGUUGAAGAUGCUCUUGAUGCAGACGACCGCAUUCACCCUAGGGCCAGCUCUCGUCUCGGCCCACGCCAUCAAGCCAAUGUGAUUGAAUGGCCCGGACAGCCCAUGCAAUACGUCAAACCACCAGAAGUCAAGCGAAAAUACACGAAAGGUGGUGCGCAGAAAAAGGAAACCAAGAUUUCGAAGGAAGCGAUCGCUGCACAAGAAGCUGAAAAGCUUGCUCGUGAACAACGACCAAAGUAUAUCACAGAAGAGCCACCUGGGUUUGUACAUCGUGGAGAGGAUUUGCCAAAUGACGAUCCUAAUUGUACAGCGAAGCUCUUGUACAGGCUUCCUCGCCCGGAUGAGUUAAAGGAUCCUGAAGUCACGGCCAAUAACGUGGACUUGGUUGAUGAAGAUACUCGUAUACGGGUUGUUCAUGAGUAUGUGAUUAAAGUAAUCCAGCAAGUGUCCCCCCUCUAUCAUCUCCCGCACAUGUCGACGAAUCUCUUGGAUAUUGCGGUCGAGGUCUUACGAUCAAAUAUGUAUGAUACUGAAAAGGCACUGGAAGCUAUGAAGCAUGUGGAUAAAAAAGUAUUCAAGGAGCCAAGUCCCUCUGCGGCCGAGUUGAAGAAAUUUGAAGACGGAGUAUCGAAAUUCGGAUCUGAAUGGCAUAGCAUCAAAAAGCAUGUCAAGUCUAUGAAACCAGCAGACAUAGUCCGCUUCUACUACACCUGGAAGAAGAGCGAGCGGGGGAAACAUGUGUGGGGAAAUUUUUCUGGCAGGAAAGGAAAGAAAGAAGCUAAACGAGCCGAAGCAACAAAGGUCGCAGUCAAGUUACAGGAUGAUGUCGCGGACGAGUACGAUGAUUCUGCAUUCGACAAUGACAAAGCAUACCAAAGGAAGCGGGGUUUCCAGUGUAAAUUCUGCGACACCAGAAGCUCACGCCAAUGGCGAAGGGCUCCGAACACAGCGACAGGCACUACGGUAUAUGAAAAUCCGGGCAAGGGCACGGCAAAAGAAAAGGGAGCUCAAUUAAUGGUGGCCUUGUGUCGAAGGUGUGCAGAGCUUUGGCGCCGUUACGCAAUCCAGUGGGAAGAUGUGGAUGAGCUUUCCAAAAAGGCUGUCUUGAACGGCACCAAGCCUUUCAAGCGGAAGAUUGACGAAGAAACCAUCAAGGAGAUUCUGGCAGCGAACGAGGUGUCAAAUGAGUCGACUAAUCAGAGUGUGAUUAGGCCGCCUCUCUCUACUAGCAGCACUCCUGCCCCAACCGCACCUUUGGCGACAGGCCCUGAGCCGCCGCGCAAGAAAGUCAAGACUGCUGUUGAGCCAGAAGUGGCCGAACCUGCGGUACAGCCGGCACCAGUCACAGCGCCCCCUCCCCCAAAGAAAAAGGUGGUUCCAGAAAAGAUAGCUGCACCACCCCCUCCACCACCCGCACCAGAACCGCCGAAAGCGAAGACACUGGCAUGCGCCAUAUGUGAUCUCGUCGAACCAAAAGAUCAACAUUUGACAUGUAAGGAGUGUCGAUUGGCUGUGCACCGGAGCUGCUAUGGCGUCGUUGGUGACCGUAGCCAUGCCAAGUGGUCAUGUGAUAUGUGUUCGAACGACAAAAAUCCCCAAGUAUCAAUUCAAUACAAAUGCAUGCUGUGUCCAAUCGAGCAUACCGAGUACGAUUUCGUCGAGCCUAUCAAAGCUUCCCACAAGAAGAAAACGGAGAAGGAGCGUGAAAAAGAGCGAGUUGAGAGAGAAAAGGCCCAGAAGGAUGCCGACUUCUUUCACAAGAAGCAAUUGGAGCUCAAUAAACCGGUCAAUCCCAGAGAGCCACUCAAGAGAACCGCUAACAAUAACUGGGUUCACGUGACUUGUGCGGUAUUCACCCCUGAAGUCAAGUUCGGAAAUGCUAAAGCGCUUGAGCCAUCCGAGGGUAUUCCGUCUAUUCCUUCUUCUCGGUAUGAAGAUGUGUGCAAGGUAUGCAAACAAAAGGCCGGGGCUUGCGUAGCCUGUCACUCUUGUAAAGCAUCAAUGCACGUGGAAUGUGCUCGUCAAGCUGGAUACCAACUUGGAUUCGAUAUAACGCCAGUGAAAGGUUCUCGGCGUGAUCAAGUUCCUAUCGUAAACAUCAAGGGAGAUGUCGGCACUAUGGUCGCGGCGCUCUGGUGCAAAGAACACUUUCCGCAGAAAACAGUGGUACACCAAAUCCAGGAUAUCGCGGACGACGAAACGGGGCAGACGGCUCUGCAACUCUACGUACAAAAGUUCAAGCAGGCUGAUCUGACCUUGACUGGCACGGUACGUAAAGCCACGUUGAUAAAUCAAUCAACCAAGGCUGUUCAACCCGCGCCUGUCGCUGCCUAUCCAAACCGCCGGACGUCUACGACAAAUACGAACGGCAAUUCACAUGUGGGUCGCAAUUCAUUGUCCCAUGCAAAGAUUGAGGAGAUCCCUGUUGCAAAGGUAGAACCAGAGAUCAAACGGAUCUGCGCCACCUGUGAUGUCGACGUCAGCCCAAAGUGGUGGAGUUUUCCACCUUCUGAGCCUACCCCUGAACCUGCGGCGAACCAGGUCAAUGGUACAGGACAUACUCACGUCGAUUCCGAAGUUCCUUCAGAGCGCCUUGGAGAAGAUAGCGGAGGUCAUGCCGCAUUAGCCGCAGCAGCUUUGCACCAAGAUACCAAGCCUAUCUCACAAGAGCCUACUGAAUUUCAGUGCCACAAAUGUCACUUCAGGAAAGUGAAACGAGAGCCGACACCUCCGCCAGAGAUACCAGCACCACCACCGCCUCCUCCGGCUCCAGUCGCUUCAAGGGAAGAAAUACGACUGCAUAAUCAUAUUCCUCCACCUAUUGGCAUUCCUCCGCCAGACGUCGAAAUGAUUCAGGCACCACCACCUCAACACGCUUGGUCUCAGCCACCAUCAUAUCCGGGGAAUGGAGCGUACAACAGUUGGCCUAGACAUUCACCGGUCACUGGGGUUUCUCAUAUGAACUACAUGAACGGCAGUGCCCCUCCUCGAUUACCUUCCGUCGUGCACUCUCCCAAUGGACAUCGCCGGCCAAGUAUCCCACCUGUGCCUCAUUCACCUCAUCAGAAUGGAUAUGUCCCACACAUGGCAAACGGGUAUCCACCACCAAGAUCGCCGCAUAUGAACUCGGGGAUGCAUAUGUCUAAUGGGAGUUAUCCAGCAUACACUUCUCCUCGUCCAGGUUCUCAUCAUCUCGCAAAUGGUGGCCCUCCUCCACGAGCAAACGAACCUCCAUAUAACCAUAACAGUCCGCACAGCCACAUGCAUCACAGGCCAUCAUAUUUACCAGCGCAAAGUCCCCCAAUACUCAAUAACCACCUCCAGUCCCGCGAAAACGGCAAUUCCCACCAAACAUCGAACGGGCAUCAAGAAAAUGGUCGCGUUAACGGUGGUGCCAGCGCGAGUCCUUCGCUGGCUAAUCUACUCUCAUGA